GCCUCGACCACGUAGCAGAUUCCUGGCAGAGGCAGUGCUUGGGUCUACUCUCCUUCUCACUCCCUCUCUCGCUGGCUGUGUCUCACGCACACACGCGUACACCGCGUGUGUCACUUGCCCAUGUAGAACCACGUAGCACCAGCAUUGGAUUCUGAUCAGCCUCACAAAGCCAGCAGGAGCCUGUCAUGGAUCUUUUCGAACUGGACUUUUUCCGAGACUGGGAGCUUGAACAACCAUGCCAUUUGGAGUCGGAGCGCAGUGUCCUCAAAAGGAGAGAAUGGGAGAGGAGGACCCAGGAGGUCCAACAGGAUGAAGAUUUGUUCUUGACUGGAUUCAACCUGUUUGGUGAACCUUACAAAACUAAUAAAGGUGAUGCGUUGGCGAGUCGGGUCCAGAACACGCUUGGCUCCUAUGAAGAGAUGAAAGACCUGUUAACCACCCAUUCAAACCAGAGCCACUUAGUGGGUAUCCCCAAAGGCAGCAGUGCCAACAACAACAACACCAUGCAACAACCACCAACCACUUCAGUGACUGAGAGAGCUACAAUGGAGUCCCAGCUAUUCAGUGAGACCAUGAAUGGAGGCACAGGAACUGAGGGGGGAGGAGUAGAGCGGGGUGGGGAAAAAAGGAUCGCAAGUGCGUCACUGGCAUCCUCAAAUUCCAUGCAACCGACUGCGUCAACAAUGACAGCGUCAUCAAGUGUUCAGUCAUUGUCCCAUCACAAUUCCAAAAAGUCCAGGAGCUCCACUGAGUGGACAAAGGGAGGCCAUGCGCAGAGCACCCCGGCAACAGGCCAAGGUCAGGCUCCAGGAGCUGCAAAUGGAAGGGGGAAAAUCUCAAUGUUUGAAGAGCAGGAACUCCCAAGGCAUGAUGAGCUUUUUAGCUCUCUGAAAGAUGAAUUAGGUCUAAAACGAGAUUCAAGCCCUUCUUCGUCAUCUUCAUCCUCUUCCUCCGCCUCCUCUGGAAGACGGCAUUCUUCACAUCCCACUAAAACUCUUCCUGUUCCAGAUGGUGGAAAUUUUCGCUCUUUGACUAUGGAUGCUGGUCAUUGCAAAUCGUCUGGCUCCCCGUUAGAAACUGAACCAAGCUCUCACCUCUCGACAUCGUCCUCCCCACUGGCUUCCACGUCACUUUUGUCAGCACCUGUACCUGGCCUAACCACUCCCACAUCUACGUUCCCACUCGGUGGCCUAUCAGGGAAGCCGAUUGCGGUGCAGCAGAAACCAACAGCGUACGUUCGCCCAAUGGAUGGCCAGGACCAGGCGCCCAUCGACUCUCCUCAAUUAAAACCUCUUCCCGUGGCCCCAGAGGGGUUCAACUGUGGUCAAACAUAUGGGGGAAACUCUGGCAACAUGAAGAAUAAACUGCCUAAACUGAGUCUGAGCCACCCUGCGGAGGUCAACCUUCCAAAUGACUCCGGUUGUGUCGAAGAGAUUUUGCGGGAGAUGACUCACUCCUGGCCACCCCCUCUCACAGCCAUUCACACUCCUGGAAAAGCUGAUCAAACAAAGUUCCCCAUUCCAAGCAAGGAGUCGCAGCAUGUGACCUCGAGCUACAACACCCAGAAGCGAUGUACUGUAUCAGCCAGCAAGUCAGCUGUGAAACCACCAAGUGCACCACAAAAGUCAAUGCUGGAGGAUGACCUAAAGAUCAGCAGUGAUGAGGAGGAGGCCGAGCAACAGGUAUCCGACAAGCCCAAAGCCCGAACGACAGCCCUGAGCGGUGCAUCGGGGAGCAGCAGUGAAUCUGAGAGCAGCUCCGAGUCGGACACAGACGAAUCAGAAAGCAGUUCCACUGACAGCGAGUAUAACCAGACCGCCCGCGCCGCAUCCCCUGAGCCUGAGCCAUCCUCAAGUAACAAAUGGCAGCUGGACAGCUGGUUGAACAAGGUCCAAGCUCAAACUAAACCUCUGGUGGCGCCACAGCAAGAUCAUCAUGGCACAGGUUCUGUCACCCAGAGUCAGGAAACAUUUUCACAGCGCAGCGAAGCAGCAGGAGUGGGUGCCGCAGCCAAGACCAAACCCUGUGGCUCCAACGUUCCUUCACUUCCCACAGCGCCAGCAGUGGAGCACAAAGAUGCCAGGGGAACAUUUUGCCCAAGCAGGGAGAAAACGAAGGCCAAACUCAGCCAGAAGGCAUCGGGGGAAAGUCAGAGGUCAAAGAUGAGGCUGUCGCCAGGACUGAUGUCCGGACCAGAGGUCGCCACACCGAGGAGAACCACUACAGGGAAGAAACAGCCCAGACGGACAGAGAGGUCGAACAGUAUGGAGGAUAAUCAGAGUCAGACAUGGAGCAGCAGAUCAAACCAACAAAGUAGCCCUGCAGUGAGGGAAAAGGACCUGUACCCUCCUUCCUCCCUGGAGCAUCAGAACACGUCCAGACCAAGAACCAAGCCCGCCAGUGGGAAAGCAGCUCCUAGGAAAGAACCUCGGAGUUCCACCAACUCAAACAACACAGUUGCACAACCAGUAGCACUACAGCAAACCACUGUGCCAAUACCUACUGUCAGUGUAAACCAGGACAAGCGAAAGCACAGAGGCCCAAGUAGCAAAAUCACACCCAAGUCCAGAGAGUUUGUCGAAACAGAUUCUUCCUCCUCUUCUUCGGAAUGCCAGUCGGAUUCAGAAGAAGUCAUGAAAAUCCCUGCUUUGCCACUUCAAACGACACGUGCCGCUAUUAACGCACAGCCUCAGUCCAACUCGCACACUCCCCCUCUUCCCUGUUUUGGCUCGGCCAGCGGAAUGGGAAGUCUGGGAGUCUUUGGAGGCAAGGGACUUUGUGUUCGAGAUGGUGGCAGUGUGACUGCCAAUAUGAAUAGUACCACUGGUAGCAUCAGCAGCAGCAAUGGCACUGGGAGUAGUAGUAGCUAUAACACGCAAAACAUUAACAACAUAAGUGGUUCAUUUAGUACCUCUGUUCCUGACCCUGGCGGGUUAGGUGGACCGUGCAAGAACCUGGAGUCUAUGUCACCACACUUCAACAUGGGACAAGAUAUGCCGACUCUUUCCCCACUUACGGAAUACCAGGAGACACAGAGUCUAUGGGUGAAAAUUGACCUAAGUUUGCUAAACAGGGUGCCAGGGAAGGAUUUUGGUCAAAUAUCUCGGGUAGGGAUAAUAGAACAGGAUGGCAUUGAAGGAAGAGGGUGCGAGCGACCAGCGGAAAGGGUCAUGGUGUCAGAGAGAGAGAGACAAAAACAGGGUGACAGAGAGUGGCAAGGGCUCAGGGAAAGACCCAAGUUACCAAAAGGGGAGCAGCAGAAUGAAGAAAAUGAAACAUUAGGGCACGACGCAGAGAGGCAGUGUGGUACCAAUAGAUUAACAGAGAGGGACAGGCAGGCGGAUAGAGAGGAGAGGGAAAGGUUCAACUUGGGAGAGAGAGACAAGGUGAUGGAAAGAAGAGAAAAGGGAUGUCAGGGGCUCAGGGUCACGGGCAACCCUCCUGUGCAAGAAAAGAGUCUUCCAAGGCUACCUGGGAGGACGGAGAGAGGAGAGAGUGGAGGAAAACACAGGAGGCAAGCUACCGGCGGCUUGGUGCCCCAGACAGAGAAGCACACCAGCAAGAGCAAGAGAAAACACAAGUUGGACCACAUGGAGCCAUCCGGCAACAACAAUAAAAAGCUACAAUUGGGCAAAGACUGUCAGCUCCUUCCACCUUGUAUUUCUCCAAUACACAACCACAAAAACAACUCUGUGGAAUCUCUAAACAGGAAACAGUCCCGGCGGCAAGAUGAGAAGCUCCUUCCUCCACUACUAUCCCCCCUUUCUGAAGAACCCCCUCAUAAACGUAUUUGUGAGAACAGUUCAUCUCUCAGCCAGGAUGGCGGCGCUACUUGCCCCGUGUCCUCCUCCACGCAUCGGCACAGGAGAGGAGAUAGCAGAGGAUUAUCACAUGCCAGAAAUGUUGCAACUAGUCUAACAGAUCAUCAUAACAAGAAGCCCUGCCAGUCCAACUCGGAUGCGUGGCCAGAAACACUGACAGAACCUGCAGAACCUCCCAGACCAAGACUGUCCUUUACUGACACUGUCCAUAGUGCAGACUACUAUAUGCAGGAAGCUAAAAGGCUCAAGCACAAGGCUGAUGCUUUGAUGGACAAAUUUGGUAAAGCAGUCAACUACGCAGACGGCGCCCUCUCUUUCAUUGAGUGUGGAAAUGCUAUGGAGCGUGAUCCUCUUGAGGCCAAAUCUCCAUACACAAUGUAUUCCGAAACCGUCGAGUUAAUCAGGUAUGCCAUGAGGUUGAAGAACUUCACCAGCCACUCAGCCACCAUAGCUGAGAAGAAACUUGCCGUGUUAUGUAACCGCUGUCUGUCGCUGCUGUAUCUGCGGAUGUUCCAUUUGAAGAAAGACCAUGCUGUCAAGUACUCCCGUUCGCUGAUGGAGUAUUUUAAGCAGAACUCGACCAAGAGCUCCCAUCAAGCACCCUCUCCCUGGAGGACAAAUGGAAAGAUCAACGGAACUCCGUCUCCACUCUCUCUCAGCCUCUCCCCAGCCAGCGGCGGUAUUGGAGGAGGAAUAUCGGGAGGGGCAACAAAUUCGUCUGGCAGCAUAGCUAUUCCGCAACGCAUCCACCACAUGGCGGCCAGUCAUGUAAACAUCACCAACAACAUCCUACGCAGCUAUGAGCACUGGGAGACUGCAGACAGAUUGGCCACUGGUAGUCAAGAGUUCUUCCAGGAGCUUGACUCUGCGAUAGAGCCUUUGAGUCAGCAGAGCGGCAUGACCGAGCUGGUCCGUUACAUCAGACAGGGACUGCACUGGCUUCGCAUCGAGGCUCACCUGCUGUAAGCGCUGGACCGGAGCCAGCUAUAAAAAGGGAAAAUCAUAAAAUGCGCCUGGGAGCUAGAACUGGGAUCAGUGAGAUGACACAUACAAUGACGCUUUUGUCCCUGGUGGGGUCCUUCAUAUGACACAACAUGCAAUCAUAAUAUAAUGGCAUUGAUUUGCUGGAUUAAUUGGGCCAAAAAUCAAUCUGCAUUUAGGAAUUAAAAGUAACUCCAUCCUUUGAAUGUGACUCACUGAGUGCAUAUUAGCAUAAUUAAAAUUGUGAGCGUCUUUGGAGAGACAACAAUUAUACUCGGUUUAAAUUCCUCCCUGAAUAGGAAUAUAAGUUAGAUGUAUUUUUAACAAGAUGGGGUUGUUUUUAAAAGGGAAAUGUUCAACCUGAUUUUAAUUUAAGAGGAUGACUCUUGGAAGGAAGCUCUAUAGAGGCUCCAAGAAACAUGCUGUCUGAUAUUGAUCCAGCUGUUAAAGUACUUGUCUGGUACACCAAUUAGACAAGGAGCAUGCAGGUAAUGGCAGGCUCUCUUAUAAACAUUACAAAUAAUUUAUUAACAGAAGAACACAAGACUAACACCUGUCACCUUAACGUGCCAUUCUUGUUAAGAUCUAAAUUCUCCUGUGGCUAUUUAUUGUUCAUGGUGUGAUUGUGUCCUUUACUUUUUAUUUUGUUAUAUUCAAAAUUAAAGAAAUCUGGUUGCAUUUUCAGCAAUUUAAGUGACCAUUGCUGCUGUUCUAUACACAGUUAAUCUGCAGCUUUAUUUGGGCACUUUAAUGAUUUACUUACAAUUGUACUAAAAAUACAGUAUUUGAAGCUGACAGUGUUUUUUUUUUUUUUGCCACUGUCUGAGUAGAUUGCAUUUUUGCAUACUUAUAUUUACUAUGUCGAUUGCCUUUGCACUAAAUCCUGACCAUAAUCGUUUGGUGGCAAUGCCUCUUAAUUUUGUUUUCUCAUUUCUUUUAGUAAUUUACGUCAUUAUCGUUCCUAAAUGCUAAGCAUUUUUUUGUUGUAGUGCUGGAAAACUCAAUACAUGAACCAAAAACUCAAUCUAACCAGUGGAGAUAAUCAGUAUUUGCUUGGGACCUUUCUGUCAUUGUUCUUAGUCAGGGGUUUUCAACUGGUUUUGUCCAAGGGACCACCAUUAUAAUCAAGAAGCAACUCGGGGACCACUGCUUUGGUGGAAUAUUAUUUUAUUUUUCACCCAAGGAGUAUAGACCUAUACAGGUUAUUUAUUUUGUCUAUUUUGGCAAUCUCAGAUACAUUUGACAUAAUUUGGAUGGGUGAAUGAAUAAAAAAAUUAGCUGGAAAAUGAAUCAAGUCAAAAUAAUGAAUCAAGUUUAUUUUUUUUAAAUUAUUUUCUAUUUCCAAGCCAUGAACCGGCGGACCACCGGUUGACAAUCCCUGUUCUAAGUGAAAUAUUUCACCAAAGAAUAAUCAGACUACCAAUCCCAGCACACAAAGAAUGUCACAUUUUGGUAUCCCUUGAGUUCCUUCUAGGCCUUACCAGUUCUUUUCAGAGACGUUGGCUCAGUUCUGGCUCCCACGGUAACCCAGCAACCUAGCUAACUGUCCAAGGUUGGCUAUAAAAUACAAGACCUUUCCAAUCCCACUAAAAGACUGUGCAACAAUGGCAACCUUGCACAAUAUUGAAUCCGAUCAACUCGCCACAGGACAUUUUGGUCUUUUGUUGUGUGUUGUUGUGCGUAUACGUGUACAGCUGAUUGUGUCGAGUCUUUGAAAAAUGACUGGACAACAGUGACAACAGUGUUUGUGCUCCACAAUAUAGGGACAGUGACUCCUGCAAACAGUGAUGUUGUUGUGUUAUUGUUGUUGUGGUUGUUUAUGUCAGUUCCAAGUGACCAGAUGAUUGAAUGAUGUGAAACAAGAUAUUGAACAUCUAUACUCUGUCAUGCGUGUGUGUGUGUGUGUGGUUUUGGGUGUGUGAGUGAGAGAAGUGUGACUUUGUUUACGGUCGCAUUCGCACAGCAACAAGUCCUCCACAUGAGAACUUAAAAAAAAAACAUGGACACUUUCCUCCUGUGCUGAUUCUUUUACAUUGAUUUUCAUCGUAUUUAUUUUUAGUCGUCGUGGUCUCCCUAAAUCCGGCUCAUCAAGAAUGAGUGCUUUGGUUUUCAAUCAUGUAACCACUGCUGAAUGUGUAUGGAAGACAAUGCAGAUGUGGAAAAAACAUUUGACAAAAAAGGAAAAAAACUUAAGUGCCUCUAUUCGUGUCCAGUGGGAAUUGCUCUAUUUAUUUAAGAACAAAUAAAGAAUCUAAAUGAUUUUCCAUACCAUAUUGGUACAAAUAUGAGAUUGUUUUUUGUAAAAUCAAAUGUUUCCAUAAGCUUUUUACUAGCAUUUACUGUAUGAUGACAGCGGGGGUUGGUUCGGCUUUAAGGAAAAUAUGUGAUUCCAAGUGUCAAGUUUCCAUUGUUCUUUUUUUUCUUGAUGUUUUGAGGGUUCGUCUCAAAUGCCUGAUAUGAAAAACGUUGCAUGCAAUAAAUGGUAGCGUCAG
This is a messenger RNA of Syngnathus typhle (broad-nosed pipefish), 7294 nucleotides long. RefSeq names its product AF4/FMR2 family, member 2 (gene aff2). Gene Ontology annotation, cellular component: nuclear speck; nucleus. Gene Ontology annotation, biological process: regulation of RNA splicing. Bases 186 to 4787 code for a protein of 1533 amino acids. The transcript has 26 exons. NCBI's taxonomy places the organism in Eukaryota, Metazoa, Chordata, Actinopteri, Syngnathiformes, Syngnathidae. Gene Ontology annotation, molecular function: G-quadruplex RNA binding. The record is from RefSeq and is a predicted model, not a curated record.